GAGCAGAAGCUGAAGAGGAGGUUGACGACAUGAAUGAUCCAGAAACAUCCAGAAUAAAACAUGAAGAUACAACAGACUGGAUGGAAGUUAAACAGAAAAGACAUGAGGUGAAUGAAGUGGAGGAGGAAUGUUGUAAAAUCAAAACUUCAAGAAAAAUAGACAAACCGCUUCACACCUGCUCACAGUGUGGAAAGAGUUUCAAACGCAAACGAAACGUUAAGACGCACAUGAGGAUCCACACUGGAGAGAAACCUUACACAUGCCCUCAGUGUGGAAAGAGUUUCAGAGUCAAAGGAAGCCUUAAUAGGCACAUAAUAAUCCACACUGGAGAGAAACCACACACCUGCUCUCAGUGUGGAAAGAGUUUUACUGUAGCACGAAGUCUCUGUAAUCAUCUGCGCAUUCACUCUGGAGAAAAGCCUUUUAACUGUGAUCAGUGUGGUAAAAAGUUUAUUUCAUCAUCAAGGCUAAAAACACACUUGACAAUUCAUUCAGAAGAGAAGCCUCAUGUGUGUUCUUACUGUGGAAAGAGUUUUUCACGUCUAGACAAAUGUAAGCUGCACCAGAAAACACAUAAUGAAGUGAGAGAUCAUGUGUGUUUUGAGUGUGGAAAGAGCUUUACUACAAGUCAACAACUGAAACAGCACCAAAGGAUUCACACUGGAGAAAAGAGUUUUUCACGUCUAGACAAAUGUAAGCUGCACCAGAAAACACAUAAUGAAGUGAGAGAUCAUGUGUGUUUUGAGUGUGGAAAGAGCUUUACUACAAGUCAACAACUGAAACAGCACCAAAGGAUUCACACUGGAGAAAAGAGUUUUUCACGUCUAGACAAAUGUAAGCUGCACCAGAAAACACAUAAUGAAGUGAGAGAUCAUGUGUGUUUUGAGUGUGGAAAGAGCUUUACUACAAGUCAACAACUGAAACAGCACCAAAGGAUUCACACUGGAGAAAAGAGUUUUUCACGUCUAGACAAAUGUAAGCUGCACCAGAAAACACAUAAUGAAGUGAGAGAUCAUGUGUGUUUUGAGUGUGGAAAGAGCUUUACUACAAGUCAACAACUGAAACAGCACCAAAGGAUUCACACUGGAGAGAAACCUUACAAGUGUUCAUAUUGUGACAAGAGUUUCAUUCAGUCUGGGACCAUGAAAGUACAUGAGCGAGUUCAUACUGGAGGGAAACCAUAUCACUGUACUCAGUGUGGAGUUUUAAACACAAAAGCUCUGUAGCGUAUCAUACGAGUUAGUUUCCAGGUGCUUCAUUGGCAUGACAAAUAUUUAUACAUUCAUAUUGUAAACGCAAUUACAAUGAGAAUAGUGCAAAACAACAAUGUAACUGACAAUUAGUGAAUUCACUGUCUGACAGAAACAACACAGUCGUCAUAUUUAACUGAGCUGCUGAAAACACAAUAGUUCCCUGUUUUCUCCUCAUUCAUUAUGAUGAUGUCUGAGAUCUUCUGUAAAUUGUCACAUUAAGAUCAUUUCAUUGUGUAUCAACAGACUGAGACAAACUACAGGAUCAACACUUUAUGUGAUAAUCACCUACUGAUGUGUGUUUUUAAUCUUUUACCCCUGAAGUUAAAGUUCAUUAUUACAAACACUAUUAAAGU
Molecule: messenger RNA, 1606 nt
Organism: Carassius auratus (goldfish)
Lineage: Eukaryota; Metazoa; Chordata; Actinopteri; Cypriniformes; Cyprinidae
Product: zinc finger protein 571-like
Exons: 2
Coding region: 30-1226 (398 amino acids)
Biological process (GO): regulation of DNA-templated transcription
Molecular function (GO): RNA polymerase II cis-regulatory region sequence-specific DNA binding; DNA-binding transcription factor activity, RNA polymerase II-specific
Source: RefSeq, a predicted model, not a curated record